AUGCAUAUCCCACACCGUUCACGCCGCGCUCACGGAGCGGAGCGUGCGCACGAGGCUAAAUUCUUUAUCUUUGAGAUCAAAGCAAACAUCCGUCUUGCCGCUGUGUUGUGA
Molecule: messenger RNA, 111 nt
Organism: Plenodomus lingam JN3
Lineage: Eukaryota; Fungi; Ascomycota; Dothideomycetes; Pleosporales; Leptosphaeriaceae
Source: RefSeq, a predicted model, not a curated record